AUGGAUACGAAAGACAUACUUCUCACUUUGGAAUCAAUAAAAAAGGCCUGUGGGGCUUUAUGCCGCCAAGAGCAAAGACGGACUCUCUUAUCCAAGGACACUAGACUUUUUUUGGAAUCAGUUUUUGAGAAAAAGAGAUCUCCUAAUUCAAGAGAACGUAAGGCAAUUGCAGACAAAUGCGGCUUAACGCAUUUUGACACAGUGUUUUUUAAUAUCAUCUUCUUUUUCAAACUUCUCUCAAAUUUGCGAAGUUAUUUGAAAACAUUAAAAACUUGA
This is a messenger RNA of Lachancea meyersii CBS 8951, 276 nucleotides long. The record is from the annotation of a GenBank genome assembly. NCBI's taxonomy places the organism in Eukaryota, Fungi, Ascomycota, Saccharomycetes, Saccharomycetales, Saccharomycetaceae.